CUUCUAGUAGCAUGCGUACUAGAAUGUAGAGUUGUACCUGGCCAUGUAAAUGCUACCUCCCGGCUGGGAAGAGCGUAAGGAUUCCAUAGGGCGCAUUUUUUUUGUGGAUCACAACACGCAAUCCACAUCUUGGAAACGACCACCGCCAAAUGUCCAAGAACCUGAUGAUCACUUAAUCCACCAUCUUCAGAUGGAAGGUGACGUGAUUUCACCGACGCAGAGGCCUGUUCAACAUGAGAUCAAAGGCUUAGAUGUAAACACUAGCGUCUUUGUAAAUCCAAUCGUAUCUCCGAGCUUACAUUACAGUCCUUCAGGAUUUAGCAGAGCAGCCACCUUCACCAACUUUUGAAGGUUCUCUCCGUGUGCGCAAGGAAUUAAGAGGCCUAGGUUGGCGCCAAGUCUAUGCUCGGGCACGGGAGCAGAGUCAUCCAUUCCUCCUGGUUCAAGUUUAGAAUUUAGGUUUGCGGAACAGCGCUAGAGGUGUAUCCAAAUUCAUUAUGUACUAAAGUAGAAGUAUGCAUUGAGCUCAAAAGUUCCACAUUACACGAGUCUUCAAGUCAAGGCAAGAUCCGAUCAAUGAAGAACCAGAUAUUCCGUUGGAAGAUUUUCCCCGCCAGCAAUUCACCACAAUCUGCAAUCCCUGGUGAUUUGCUGCAGUGCUCGGCGUUUUUUAAAAUCAUUGUAUGCACAAAUGAUAGGCAAAGAUAAGUUCGAGUUUGCAGCAGCGAAUGAUCUGGAGCGCGCCACGUGGUUGGGCUGGUGAUACAACGGUGUCCCAUUCAUGCAUGCCGGGCUGUUGGAUGGCUCGCUUUUGUGUAGGUGCGUCGUGGCAGGUGCUAAGUUCCCAUCAUCUGCCGGACUAGUUGCCAAAAUAUUUAAGCCGCUUCUAUUGUCCCCGCCCAGUCCAGCAAGAGAGCAGGCGCUUAAAGCUCUUUCCAGAAAACUAGGUGCCAGCGAAAACUCGCAACCACCGUCUGACAUAGUGGCCAGGACUCUUGGCUCAUCCGGGGUCCUCGCCCUGGUGGCGAAGUGCCUCGAGGAAGUACCUGGACAAGAGCCAGCGGCAAGAUGUGUAUACUUUGCAGCACGCGCAGAUAUACACGCAGCGCGAACUCUGGUGGCUAUUUCAGCCCAAACACGGCUGCUACCAUUGCUAACGUCACCAAAUGACAGUCUGCAAAACUGGUCUGCAGCUGCACUGACCCCAAUUGUAGCCAGCGAUCCUCACAACGCAACCAAAUGCAUCAUUGACGAUGGCGGCAUCUUCACAGUAGUUGCCUUGUUAUCCUCAUCAUCAUCGGCGGUGAGAUCACACGCCUUGGCUACCCUUGUUGCCCUAUGCUCUGCUUCCAUUGAGGCCGCAUGGCCCAAAGAUUCUUUUGGGGUGGGUGAUGCUGGGGUUUUGUUGAACAGUCUUGUGGAGGGGGCUAUUGACGCAGGCAUAUGCCAUUCCCUGAUUCCAUUGCUUGCGGGAACAGAAGCCAACAUUGCAAGUACUGCUCUGGAAAUCAUCACAGCAUUAAAUCACACCAGUCUGAAUUUUCAAUCGUCUUUACGACAUGAGCUUGGUAGUGACAGAAAAUAUAUCGCUUACUUUGUUGCUGCUUGCGAAAAUUCAAGUCUGAUCUCCUGUGCUAUUCAUGUUCUGGCAGAUAUGUGUUAUUACAUCGAUGAGGAGACUGGAGAUGAAGACAAUGCCAAAGAAGUGGCUGCCUGCAAAAUGACAACAAAGCAAAUCUAUGCUGUUGGUGGUCUCCGCGUGGCUACCAUGGCCCUCACCACCAAUACCAAUAGAAAAUCUCAUUUUUCGACCCUACUCGCUAUAGCAGCACAAAAAACGCAAGGCCGGGGCAGGACUUUUGAUGACUCGCACCAUGAUGCUGGUGCUCGAAUUAUUGCAGCCAUCAUAUCCUGCGUGCCCGAUGCAAUUGAUGCAUUCACGGACCUAGGUCAGGUACUUUCUGCACUUUCCUCUACAGUUGCAUUUGAGCUGGCACCAUCUCUCGAGACACCAGAACAACAGCCAAGAGCACUGGCUGCCCUCUCUGCUCUUAUUAGCUGCAUAUGCGCCUGCGCUGCUCAUCGUGAUGCUGGUGCUGCUAUUGAAGUAGCACAAGUUGGACUCCUUGAGCUGAUUACUACACGCAAAUUUCUGGACGUGCGUCUUGUCUGUGAUUCAGAUUACACAUCCAUCCAUAGCUUAAUUGCAGCACGUGCAGCCACGCUCGUGCAUAUCUGCAUCCAUGCAAGCUGGUGCGGUGGUAAUGAUGGAGCGUUGUUCAUUCUUGCACUGGUGGGACCUCCAAAUGGCCGAUUGCUUGCGAGACUGUGUGAUCUUCUUGAUGGUAUGGCAAAAAAUGAGCUCCUUGUGUCGGAUAGUCCUAGCAUUGCUACUGUCAAUACACUUACAACUGCAAUCUUGCUAGCGCUUGGUUCUCUCUGUGGUGCGGCAAGACCAUUUGGUGAAAUGCCACAUCCAUCAGAAAUUAUAUGCAAGCGGGACAUAUCACAGAACCCUGGAUCUUGUUUGGCUCUUGCUAUGGGCCUUGCGCAUGAGUCUUUGGUACUACAACAAACAGAAAAACGACGUGCAGCAGCACGUCUUCUUGGUGCACUUCUCCGCGGAAACCGACAUUCUUGGUCACUUUGUUGUAGAGAAGAUAUUGCAACUCACGAUCCUACAGAAGUCAUUGGCCCAGCGCUCGCACAUGCAGGGUUGGUAGAAGUUACGGCUAGGUGUCUUGGCGACAGCGAUGCCACCGUCCGUGCAGAUGUACUUGAUGCCUUUGCAUCUCUCUUUGCGCACAUAACAAGUCUAGGUCGUGAUAUUGUACUUGGUGUCGCUGCACUGGGGAAUAAUUUGGCACACGGCUUUGUUGCUUCAGAUGCCAUUCAUAAGCACGCCGCAGUAGGGAGCGUUCAAAGCCAAUUUGUGCAGCUACGAGGUGCCAUUGCUGUUGAGAAAGCAUUAGGUAUACUAAAUUCUACGUGUCGCGGGGGCUGUCUUGUAGCUUGUGAUGAAAUUGCUUGUUCACCGGACUGCCGGGGUGCCCUUGUUUCUCUCUCGCGAAUAUCACUGUGUGUAACCUCCGACUUUGCGUUGCGUUGUUCAGCCUUGUCUCUCUCUAGUAUUACUGCCCUCGCUGCUGAUUCAGAAGACAGGGCAAUAGCCCUCGCAGGUGCUGGGGCAUGCGAAGCUGUGGCAUGUAUUCUUAUCACUGCGAUUAAAAAUAAAGAUCAAAUUUUGGGCAUAAUAGAGCAUGAAGCGCUCGGUGCUCUGUCUGCACUCGCUACAUAUCCAAAGCCGCGAAUGAGCCUGGCCACUACAAAAGCGCCAGUUUUCCAUGCUCUAUUUCUCGAGGUUCUGAAAUUUCAGGACACGUGCGGCUUUAAGCUAGCACGUAUUGCUCUUUCAGUGCUCCUUCACUUUACACACCCUACCGAUAUAAUCAAAACACCACAGACUACUGUCAAGCUUGCUGCUGCCGCAAAACAUACUGGAGCAAUCGGUUCUCUCGCAUACGCAUUGAAUGGGGGCUGGACUUUGGAUUGCAUUGAUGUUACGGAGAAUAAUUUUGUGACACGUAGUGCACAUCAGAUUCUCACUGCCAUUGCCAAUGCACCAAAUAUUUGUAGUACUGGUCACCAGGUUGACAUCAGUGAUAAAACGAGCAGAGACCAUGAAGCAUCGUUUCUUUCGUCAAUCGAGAUAGUCAGCAGUGAUCGCAGGAGUUAUUUUGAGGAGCGCUACAGGUCUCGGUCUCAAGAGCUACAUCUUCUUGCUCCAAAUAAGACAUUUUGGCCGGUGGGUGAGGUAGAUGUAGCUGCUCUAGUCUCCCUGAUCGCCACAACAAUGAAAUCAGAUGACCCAGCUGUCGUAUCAGCACACCUAGCAGCGGUUGACCGAGCAUGUACAACGCUGAAGGAGCUAAUAAAAGAGGAUAUUUUGGGUUGUGUUGCGGCAAAAGUCAUCCAGGCCGGUUUACUUGUCCAUCUUCUCUUGCUGGCACCCAACUCAGCCACCGCUGCGGAUUGUCUUGUUGCACUAUGCAAGGCAGGAGAGCUCCACAGGCCCCUUAUGCUUUCUGUACCAACAGCACAGACAAUUGACUACGUUGAUACUCUAGGUCGCAUGCUGUGUGCGACUCCAGAAAGCACAUCGCAGGCAGGCACUGACGUAGAUUUAGCCCGAGCCUCGUUGAAAAUGCUUCGUAUCAUAUGCUUGGAUUCUAGCGAUGCUAUUCUUGCGUUAGCAGUCGCUUUUGCAGCUCGAGGGAUGAUAUCAUCAGUUGUUACACGCAUUACUGCCAUAGUAGCCCUAGAAGUAUCAGGGGUAAUGGCAAAUAAGAAACAACCGAGGGUUUCAUUUCCCAAUACCCUGGUAUUGCUCUGUAUGCUCAUUCCACACCUGCUAGGCAAAGUGAGUAGUCUGAGCGACUUAUGCAGUGCUACCCAGGAGAUUUCUAUGAAGCCUGGAGUCAAUCUUGGUUCAAAAAACAUUGUGUUGCUCGUAGAGAAACUGGCCGUUGACGGCUUCAAACUUGCUAGCUGCAUGCGGACUAUAACGCACUAUGGUGCUAUGGGCUUUGUUCCGCUGCUUGAUACUGCUGCUCUGGGCGCUGUUGCAAAACUGACUCCUCUUUUGCUCAGAGUGUUGCGCAUUCUCCCGGAGGAUGACGGACGAGUACGUGCACGACGUCUCAUUGCUGCUGUAAUUACCAUGAGUCCAAACACAACAUCUCAUAUCCAGGGCGCGAGCACUGUGGAGGCUGCAGUCAAGCUGGUUGUGAAUUCCACGGGAGAAGUGUCUACAAACGUCGAUGUGACACUUGGCCUUCAAAUUCUGUUUUCCCUUCUGAAUAAAAAUGGAGCACAUGCUGCUCAUGCUAUUCUCCCACAUAAAAACUUGCUGGCCCUCCUCCAGGCGCAAAUCACUUGCGCGACAGUUCCACCUGACAUUGGACCUUUUGCUUUUGAAGCUCUUGCGUUGAUUGCUGAGCUUUCCAGUGCAAGUUGGGAUGCCUGCGGCUAUAUCGCCUCAAAGAGAGCCUUCAUUCGAUCCCUUACAAUGCUAGCAAUGUGCAGGAGGCCUUUUGAAGAUGCUGUCCCCCACGGCAACCCAGCAAGCUCAACACCUUUGCAAACUUGCUGGCCAUAUAUGCUUGAUGUUGCUGAAAGUGCUCAGCUAGUCUUGGCCAAUGCAUCUAGUGGGGCUCUCGCUCAACGUGAUGCUAUCGUCAGGGUCCAUGGAAUCCUCAAUUCUGCGAUUACUGCCCUCCAAGCUUCAAAGACAGAUAGAACGCAGGCCGCUGCUGCACGACUUCUUGUAGCUAUUCUCCGAGCACGCAGUAUGACUAACCUCAGGGCCAAUACUGCUAAAGUCAUAAUGCUGGCGCUGAGGGAUGCCUUUGUCAAAGUUAUCAGAACGCGACAAGAUCAAACCGAUGCUACUGUUCUCCUGCUUUAUUUCCUAGAAGUUUUACAUGCCCUGUCGUGCCACCCUGAGGGUGUGAAGGCCCUUAGAUCACCGGGCCCAGUCGCACUUUUGUGUGCAUUAUUGCAAAUGACUGCAGGAGAAUGCUAUCAUGUACAUGUGCACAUUUCCGAGGUGCCUUUAUCCUCAAGUACAUGAGAACUGACAUUUGUGGAUGUAGGCAUGUGCAUCACAGAUCACUAGCAUGUGUUUUGACCCAUAUCACCUUAAGAUUAUGACAUAUCAAUGUAUCACAACAAUGAUCGAAGUUCUCAAAUGUGAACACGCCUGCUCAUUUCUUCGACUUCAGUGCAUUAAUAUCCUUCACUAUAUUGCCCGUAUUGAGCCUCAGCUUGUCAAUCACACGAGCGGUGUCUUCACAUUACGGAUGUGUACUCGAAUGCAUCGUUUAGGUGCUUGUUGAUACUGAAAGCGCGAACUCUAUACUUUGGUUAAGCACCAGCAAAGGGGUCGUUGAACAAAGCACCAGGUACCUCGCCGCUGCACUCACGCUAGACUUUGAUGGCGAGUUCUGACGUACACUAAUCUUGGACAAUUGCAACCACCACUCUGUUGACCUUGAAAAUACUGAAGGCGAAAGGGGAACUGGAGAAGACGAAGAAUUGCACCCAGCACUACAACGUGCUUUGCAUGCUGAUUAGCGUUUAUGGACGCAGUGCGAACUCCUGUCGCGGUCACGGUGGCCACAGUCUGCCAGUGAGUGUCACGGUGACUGGCACGGUACAGAACUACUCGGAUACGGGGCCUUUUGGGGGCGUCAGAUCGCAACAAAAGUGGUAAAAAAAUCGUUUUAAGGUGCAAUGGAAAUACACGUCUAGUAGGAUCCGAGUCCCAAGGUUCAACUGAGACGUAUCCAAGCACAACCCGUACUUGUAUUACCCGCUUAGCUUACUUCCCAUCCUAGGGUACUCCGAUAUCCCCUUAGUAGGGGGAAGUCGCCUCUCACUCCUAACUAUUAUCAUCCUGA
This is a messenger RNA of Pelagomonas calceolata, 6461 nucleotides long. Lineage: Eukaryota; Pelagophyceae; Pelagomonadales; Pelagomonadaceae. The record is from the annotation of a GenBank genome assembly.